Messenger RNA from Rhincodon typus (whale shark), 2277 nucleotides. RefSeq names its product sarcalumenin. Lineage: Eukaryota; Metazoa; Chordata; Chondrichthyes; Orectolobiformes; Rhincodontidae. The coding region runs from base 1 to 2136 and encodes 711 amino acids. Gene Ontology annotation, molecular function: GTP binding. The record is from RefSeq and is a predicted model, not a curated record. The transcript has 7 exons.
AUGAAUGGUAAUUUACAAGAGUUGGAUCACAACAGCACAGAAAAUGAAAGUGAAGAAAACAAUGGAAAUGAAUCCCAUGAAGAUGAAGAAACAGAACUACGAAAGCCAGCACAAAAUGGGGCCACUGAAAAUGCUGCAGAUUCUGAAGAACAAAUUGAGCUAAACAGCAGUAUAAGUCAGCAAUGGCCUGAGGAGGACAAUUCCAAUAGUGACUUGUAUCACGAGGAAUCUUUUUCAAAGGAAACAGAAGAUAAGACAACUAGAAAAGAAAUGGACAAAUCAAAAGUGUUGGAAGUGGAAGAACUGGAUAGCCAGGAAGAUAAUAUUGAAGCAGUUGAUUCCCAGCAAGAAGCUAAUAUAAGGAACGGUAAAUCUGAGGGACAACAGCAAAAUUAUGAGGGAAUUGACAAUAAAUCUGAGAUUGGAACAGUUGAAGAAAAUGUAAUAGAAUCUGAAGCUUCUGAUAGUCAGGAAACUGUAGAAAUUGCAACAAGUGACAAUGGUAAAGGAUCUGAGGAAGGCGGUGAUAAGAAAAUAGCAUUUGCAAAGGAAGUGCAAGUAUUGGAUCAAAAGAUGCAAGAAGUCGGAGUUGCUGAGGAGGAGAUUAUUAAGCCAGGCUUCAAUAUCAAUGAAACUGCUUCCUUCCAAGGAAGAAUGCGCGACAGCACCGGUGCUAACACACAGCUAUCUUCUGAAGCAAAGGAGCAGAAGAGAGACGAUGAAGGUGAUGAGGCCGAGGUGGAGGGAGAAGAGCAGCCGCAGCUCCUGCUGCCUUUCAGAGAUCGAUCGCACAUUGAAAAAACUCUCCGGCUGGAUGAGAAGGCUCCAUCUGAUGAUUAUAGUGGUGUACUGCAGCGGUUACGGAAGAUAUAUCACAAUGCCAUUAGACCACUGGAACAAGCAUACAAGUACAAUGAGCUGAGGCAACACGAAAUCACAGCCUACCCAGGACGUUCCAUGAACUCAUUCCAAGACGGAGAAAUUGUGUCAAAACCAAUGGUGCUGUUCUUGGGACCAUGGAGUGUUGGGAAAUCCACCAUGGUCAAUUACCUCCUGGGACUGGAUGAGACUAUCUAUCAACUUUAUACAGGUGCAGAGCCAACUACAUCAGAAUUUACUGUUUUGAUGCAUGGGUCUAAGAUACGCACAGUGGAGGGAAUUGUCAUGGCUGCCGAUAGUGCUCGGUCGUUCUCUCCUUUGGAAAAGUUUGGCCAGAACUUUCUGGAGAAACUUGUUGGAAUUGAACUCCCACACAAGCUGCUGGAACGAGUGACUAUUGUGGACACACCUGGAAUAAUUGAAAACCGUAAACAGCAAGAAAGAGGUUAUCCCUUCAAUGAUGUUUGUCAAUGGUUUAUUGAUCGAGCUGACCUCAUAUUUGUUGUGUUUGAUCCUACCAAACUGGACGUUGGAUUGGAAUUGGAGAUGCUCUUCCGUCAGUUGAAGGGUCGUGAGUCUCAAAUCAGAAUAAUUUUGAAUAAAGCUGACAAUGUGGCCACUCAGGAACUGAUGCGAGUCUACGGAGCUCUCUUCUGGAGCCUGGCACCAUUAAUCAAUGUCACAGAACCACCAAGAGUCUACGUUAGUUCUUUUUGGCCAUAUGAGUACCAACCUGAUACAAAUCAAAACCUAUUCCUGAAAGAAGAGGUCUCCCUCCUGGAGGAUCUCAACCAAGUCAUUGAGAAUAGGCUGGAGAACAAAAUCGCCUUCAUCCGACAGCAUGCCAUACGUGUGCGCCUCCAUGCCCUUCUUGUGGAUCGAUAUUUGCAGACUUUUAAAGAUAAAAUGACCUUCUUCAGUGAUCCUGAGUUAGUCUUCAAUGAAAUAUUGGAUGAACCAGACAAAUUCUACAUCUUUAAAUCCAUCUUGGCUAAAACCAACGUCAGCAAGUUCGAUCUUCCCAAUCCUAAUGUCUAUAAAGAUUUCUUUGGCAUUAAUUCCAUUAAUACUUUCAAAUUGCUGUCAGCACAGUGCUCAUACAUGGGAGGAUGUCUGCUGGAGAAAAUCGAGCGUAUCAUCACCCAUGAGCUUCCUGCUUUAUUGGGAGCCAUCACUGCUGGGAAAAACCCAUCUCUUUCAUCCUGUGACAUCACUGGAUGUGGAGAAACACCAAAGAACCGCUAUAGAAAGCCCUGAACAAGGAGCUAUUACAUUAUUUAUGGGUGAAAUAGUUUAUGUCUUAUGUCCAAGAAGCCAUGGUUCAUUAACCCUUUGAGAACUGAGCUUUAAGCAUCCAGGAACCUGUUGUAUACCUUAAAAGAAAAACUUCUAUCAAAU